AUGGGUUCCAUCAGGACCAGCCCCCGAUUUCGGCUGCUUCAGAAAAUCGAACCAGACUACUGUCCAAGUAAGAUCACUCAGUAUGAAUCUGAGCGCACUGGUAUGCGAGUGGUCGUGGUGGACCAACAAGGCCCCAAAUUGCAUGGCUUUUUCGUGUUGGCCACCGAAAUCCACGAUGAUUCUGGAGCUCCACAUACGUUGGAACACCUCUGUUUCAUGGGCUCAAAGAGCUACAAGUACAAGGGCUUCUUAGACAAGCUGGCUACUAGAGCAUAUUCCGGCACCAACGCCUGGACGGCGACCGACCACACGGCAUACACGUUGGAAACCGCAGGUUGGGCCGGUUUUGCCCAGAUCCUACCCGUCUAUCUAGAGCAUGUCAUCCUUCCAACACUAACCGAUGCGGGUUGCACCACCGAAGUUCAUCAUAUCGACGGUCAUGGUAACGACGCGGGCGUCGUGUACUCGGAGAUGCAAGGUGUUCAGAACACCGCGUCGGAACUGAUCGAAUUGCAGUCGAAACGAAUUCUUUACCCCGAAGGAGUUGGAUUUCGCUACGAAACUGGAGGUAUGAUGGAACAACUCCGCGUUCUGACGGCAGAUCGCAUUCGAGAAUUCCAUCGCGAAAUGUAUCAGCCUAAAAAUCUAUGUUUGGCACUUUUCGGAGAAGUGAACCAUAACGAGUUAUUGACUAUUCUGGAUGAAUUUGAGACGUCAAUCCUGUCUGACAUCCCUAAUCCUAAUGCCCCGUUUAAACGACCCUGGAUCGAGUCCGCACACGCCCCCGCUCUGACCAAAUCUACCUUGAUGAGAGUGGAGUUUCCGGAAGAAGACGAAUCUUUUGGAGAGAUCGACAUUCGGUUCUUAGGUCCUGAUUGUGCGGAUUCUCUGUCUACGGCCGCUUUAAAUGUCGCUCUCUUGUAUCUGGCCGGAUCAUCAGCAGCACUUCUUGACAACACCAUGGUCGAAAAGGAGCAAUUGGCCAGUGGCGUUUUCUACCAGAUCGACAGUCGCCCGCGAACUGAAAUAAGUUUUUCUAUGUCCAGUGUAGAAACUGAGCGCCUGGCAGAAGUGGAGAAACGCUUCUUUGAGGUGUUGAGAGAGGCCAUGGAUGCACCGCUCGAUAUGAAAUUCAUGAAAGACUGCAUUGACCGGCAAGUACGGACAUACAAAUUCAAUGCAGAAGGCUCUCCCACCGCGUUUGCCGAUUAUAUCAUCUCAGACUAUCUCUAUGGCAAAAGAGACGGCUCGACCCUGGAAGAGGUGAGAUCUUUGCGACAAUAUACUCAGACUUUGACUACCUGGGACGAGGAAAAUUGGAAAGCCUUCAUCAAAACGUACAUCUCAGAUGCUCCCCAUGUGUCGAUCCUCGGAGUGCCCUCAGCCCGCUUGUCUGAGCAACUAAAGUCCGACGAAGCCAAGAGGAUUGGGGAACAGAAGGAAAGACUGGGACCUGGCGGUUUGAAGAAAAUGCAACAAAAGCUUGAUAAGGCCAAAGCGGAAAAUGAUCGUGAGAUUCCACGAGAAUUAUUGGGACAAUUCAAAGUACCUUCGACCGAUUCGAUCCAUUUCGUCAACCCUGCUAGUGCUCGCUCCGGACUUGCUCUCGAAAUAGGAAAACCAAACAACAAAUAUCAAAAGCUUGUGGAUAGGGACGCAAAGGAUGUGCCUCUAUUUCUCGAUUUUGAACACAUUCCGACCCACUUUGCACGUGUCAACCUGAUCAUGUCCACGGAAACCCUUCCGGAUGAAUUGCGCCCACUGUUGUCCAUCUACAUGGAAUCAUUCUUCGACUUGCCAAUCAAACGAGGGUCAGAAACUAUUGACUUUGAACAAGUGGUAAUCGAGCUCGAACGGGAUACUGUGGGCUAUUCGAUCGACUCUGCCGGAAGUUUAGGAAAUGUCGAAGGGAUUAAAGUGAGUUUUCAGGUGGAGAUUGAACGUUACGAAGUCGCCAUCAAAUGGCUGACCGAAUUACUCCACAAUUCCAUCUUCGAUGUCGAACGAUUGAAAGCCAUCAACACCCGCCUGCUCGCGAAUGUACCUGACUCAAAGCGUAGCGGCGACGACAUGUUGAUUGCCGUACAUCUGAUGACCCAUCUGGCUCCAAAGUCGAUAGGUCGCGCUCGCAGCGUUUUGGUCAAGGCCCUCUAUCUCAAACGAAUAAAGCAGUUGCUAGAGGCCAACCCAGACCAAGUCGUCCGCCGACUGGAACGGCUGCGCAAUAUUCUUUGCAGAUUUGAGAAUUUCCGAGUCCUGGUAAUUACGGAUUUGGACAAGGUUGAACAACCUGCCAGCGCAUGGAAGUCUUUCUUAGCAGGAAGAGAGACGAAGAAGGAGCUUUCCCCCGUUGGCCGCCGAAUAGACCGUCUCAGUGAAGCAGGGAUCAACCCAGGAAAACUCGCCUACGUGGUUCCAAUGCCGACGAUAGACUCUUCGUUUGCGUACGCCGUAACCAGAGGUCCGACUUCUUACGACGAUCCGAAGAUGCCAGCAGUCAUGGUGGCAAUGGCAUACAUGAACGCCGUCGAAGGACCCCUGUGGGUUGCUGUGAGAGGCACGGGCCUUGCCUAUGGUACCACAAUGGGCUACGACAUUGAGUCAGGUUACAUUCACCUCGACGUUUACCGAUCACCCGAUGCAUACAAGGCCUUCGAAGCUAGCCAGAAAGUCGUGCGCGGCCACAUGAAUGGCGAGAUUGAGUUUGAUCCAUUGAUGCUGGAGGGUGCAAUUAGCAGCAUCGUAGUCGCCUUCGCCACUGAACAGCAAACUUUGGCAAGUGCAGCUGUAGCGAGUUUUGUGCGCGCGGUCAUGAAAGGAUUGCCCGGGGACUACAUGGAGACGUUGUUGAAGAAGGUUAGGGAAAUCGAAGUGGAGGAUAUCAAAAAUGCAUUAAAGACCGUGGUGUACAAUAUGUUUACACCAGGAAAGGCUGAUGUUGUUGUGACAUGUGCUCCUGCUCUGAAAGAGGUCAUUUCAGACGGACUUAGUAGUGCUGGCUUCUCCCCUGAGAUCCAUGAUCUCAACUAUUUCCAGGACGACUAUGGAUUGAAGCCAAUCAAUGGCGAGGAUGACGAUAACGACGACGACGACGACGAUGAUGAUGGCGGCCUCGACGGCAGCGAGGGCUAUGAGGUUGUAGAAGGCAAUCAGGAUGAUGAUGAAGAUGAAUAG
Molecule: messenger RNA, 3174 nt
Organism: Rhinocladiella mackenziei CBS 650.93
Lineage: Eukaryota; Fungi; Ascomycota; Eurotiomycetes; Chaetothyriales; Herpotrichiellaceae
Exons: 2
Coding region: 1-3174 (1057 amino acids)
Molecular function (GO): metal ion binding
Source: RefSeq, a predicted model, not a curated record